GUGCGGAGAGGAACAGCGCAGGCUCUUUUGGACAACGGAGAUGUCUUAGAACGCACGUCUAUGAAUCUUACACAGGGUCACAAAAUAGCUCUGGAAACGGAACAUAUUGGAGCACAAAUCCUUAAUGAUCUUCAUAGCCAAAGACAAACCAUUAGUCGUGCUAGAGAGCGGCUGCGAGAAACGGACACAGACCUGGACCAGAGUUCCCGCGUGCUCAAUACAAUGCUACGGAGAGUGUUACAGAACAGAUUCAUCCUCAUCGCUGUUUUUGUUGUCCUCUUUAUUGUCAUAGUCAUUGCUAUAUAUGUAUCUUUUACUAGAGACUGAUAGCUCCCUCUUUAUUAUAAAAAGGUGUUCCCACUAUAAUUUUAUGUAAGCUCAUAUUGUAUUUUUCAGAAAUAUAUAUUAUACUCUUUAAAA
This is a messenger RNA of Penaeus vannamei (Pacific white shrimp), 420 nucleotides long. The record is from RefSeq and is a predicted model, not a curated record. Lineage: Eukaryota; Metazoa; Arthropoda; Malacostraca; Decapoda; Penaeidae.